Molecule: messenger RNA, 225 nt
Organism: Trichomonas vaginalis G3
Lineage: Eukaryota; Parabasalia; Trichomonadida; Trichomonadidae
Exons: 1
Coding region: 1-225 (74 amino acids)
Source: RefSeq, a predicted model, not a curated record
AUGAGCUUGUUCUUGAAGGUCAUUCAUGAUGAAAUAACUGUUGUAGAAGAUGUUAGCAAUUGUUCAGACAUUUUGAAGCGUAUAGAUGAUAUAAGAAAGAAGUUAGAUAGACCGCAAAGCGGUGAGGGCGAAGCCCGUGAGAACGCUUAUGUUUCAUUGACUUUCUCCAGUAACGAGAACUUUUAUGAGAUAAUAUUGAAGAGAGAUGAUUUUAAUAUGGUGUAA